Molecule: messenger RNA, 5041 nt
Organism: Pungitius pungitius (ninespine stickleback)
Lineage: Eukaryota; Metazoa; Chordata; Actinopteri; Perciformes; Gasterosteidae
Gene: kcnab2a
Product: potassium voltage-gated channel subfamily A regulatory beta subunit 2a
Exons: 14
Coding region: 947-2143 (398 amino acids)
Biological process (GO): regulation of potassium ion transmembrane transport; transmembrane transport; potassium ion transport
Cellular component (GO): voltage-gated potassium channel complex; cytoplasm; juxtaparanode region of axon
Molecular function (GO): potassium channel regulator activity; voltage-gated potassium channel activity; transmembrane transporter binding
Source: RefSeq, a predicted model, not a curated record
AACACAGCAAAUUCCAAAGCCCUGCUCUCUCUCGCUGCUGUAGCUCUCUGCAUAUUCCUCCACAUAGCUCAUAUCCCUCCCACCACCUCUCUCACUCUCUCGCUCUCUCUCCUCCCAUCGCUUGCAUGUGUGCACCGUGCAGCUUUACACAGAGCACGAGGCAUACAGAUGUAAGUUUAAGCCAGGCAACGGCCAGAGGUGGCAAGGUUGCCCUUUUGCUAACAUGGAGUAGUAUUCAGCAGCCAGCUCAACUGUCAAGGCGGACCCCAGAAGGCGAGAUGAAAACCUCCUGGAACUGUGUUUUUGUGUUUUAUUCCCUCCAUCCUUUUGUGUGGAUCUAUAGCUUUCCACUCUCAAAGCUUGGCAGCAAGAAGUGUUAUCUCCACCACGGAGCUCCGCUUUAAAAGGAAAUUGCAAGACUAAAUCUGUCCGUCACCCUCUGAUUAAAAGAUAAGACGAGGGACGACACCCGGACCAAUCAAGGAAGAACUUGCAGAAGGAAAUUUACACAAGCUUUGAUAUUGUUUUUUGGGACUCGAAUUUAAAAGCUUGGUACUUGGCCUGCAUUAGCUCUUUGUACCUGAGGUCUGCAGUGAUUGCAUAUUUGAUUCUCACGCCAGCUGAGACGGAGAUGCUGUUUUGUAGUGCUUGGAUUUGGACUCUCCUUGAGAGGAUUUCGCUUUCACCUGAUCAGCGAUCCUUCACCGUUUGAAAUCCAUUCUGAUCUGCCUUUCCACCCUCUUUUAUUUUUUUCUACUGAACAUUGUUGAGCUUAGUCAUUUGGGCGACUGGGCAGUGAUUUAACGGGGGCACUCUGCGUGUGUGGCUGGAUUCCGACUGAUCCGUCUCUGCUCUUCAACCUUCCCGGGACUUUGUCUCAACUGACUGGACGUGCAGAGCGUUUAACUAUAUCGUCUUCUACUGGGACGUCCGCCCAGCAGCCACAAUGCAGGUGUCACUAGUGUGCACGGACCACCGCGGGGGGGUGAGCCGCACCACGGAGGACCGGCUAAACCGACAGAACGCCAACAGCCCCAACACCGGCACCCGCAGCAAGUUCAGGGCCGUGGCGAUGGUGGCUCGAAGUCUCGGACAACUCUCUGUGCAGAGUGUGCCGACCUCCAGCGAGCAGAGCAUGAGGACUGGCAUGAAGUAUAGAAACCUUGGGAAGUCAGGCCUGCGGGUGUCCUGCCUUGGAUUGGGAACAUGGGUGACGUUCGGUGGACAGAUAACAGACGAGAUGGCAGAGCAGCUCAUGACUCUGGCCUAUGAAAAUGGCAUAAAUCUGUUUGAUACAGCGGAAGUCUACGCUGCUGGAAAGGCGGAGGUGGUGCUGGGGAACAUCAUAAAGAAGAAAGGAUGGAGACGUUCAACUCUGGUGAUAACAACAAAGAUCUUCUGGGGUGGAAAAGCGGAGACUGAAAGAGGUUUAUCUCGAAAACACAUUAUAGAAGGUUUAAAAGCUUCUCUAGAAAGACUGCAGUUAGACUACGUGGAUGUGGUCUUUGCGAACAGACCAGACCCAAAUACGCCUAUGGAAGAAACGGUUCGAGCAAUGACCCAUGUGAUAAACCAAGGCAUGGCCAUGUACUGGGGAACAUCCCGCUGGAGCCCGAUGGAGAUAAUGGAAGCAUACUCGGUGGCGAGACAAUUCAACCAGAUUCCUCCCAUCUGCGAGCAGGCCGAGUACCACAUGUUCCAGCGAGAGAAGGUGGAGGUGCAGCUACCGGAGCUCUUCCAUAAGAUAGGUGUGGGGGCCAUGACGUGGUCCCCACUGGCCUGCGGUAUCAUCUCAGGAAAAUACGACGGCAGGGUGCCUCCCUACUCCCGGGCCUCUCUGAAGGGUUACCAGUGGUUGAAGGACAAGAUCUUGAGCGAGGAGGGCCGGCGUCAGCAGGCGAAGUUGAAAGAGCUGCAGGCGAUCGCGGAGCGGCUGGGCUGCACUCUGCCCCAACUCGCCAUCGCGUGGUGCCUACGGAACGAGGGGGUGAGCUCAGUCCUCUUAGGGGCGUCCAACACCGACCAGUUGAUGGAGAACAUAGGAGCGAUACAGGUUCUUCCAAAACUGUCAUCGUCCAUCACACACGAGGUGGACAGCAUCCUGGGGAACAAGCCGUACAGUAAAAAAGACUACCGCUCCUAACGCGCGGCAGGGCUGCGCCCGGCCUGCAGCCUGCGGCGCCCCCCCCCCCCCCCCUUCCCUUUGUCUGAUCCUCUGUUUGCUUGAGCUUUUACUGAGUGAGACCCUGGCGCAUGAGUCCGGCCACACCAGGGGCACCCAGGGCACCUCAUUUAGAGUUACAGGGGUAAGAUAAGGAUAGGGGUGGGGUGAGUGGGGGGGGAAGGGGGGGCGGGGGAAUACAGUCAACUCUGCAGAAAAGGAACAAAACAUGUAAGAGGUGAGGGAUAUGCGCUCAUACUUAAAAUAAGUUAUACAUUCAAUUCAGCUGAACGUAUUUUAAAACCAUAGAGAAAAUUAUCUUUAAAAAAAAAAAAUAAGCACAUGCUUGCUAGGCAGUCAGAUUUUCAUUAAUUUUUUGCCUUUUUUUCUAAAACUGAAUGCAACUAAAAGGAAGAUUAGGUUAUAUUGUACGACAAUAUGAACUACUCAUUCGCCACAGUCGUUCCUCGAUGUUCCGUUUACAAAACACUGUGUACUGUACGUCGAGGUUUCUCUGAAGGACCUAUUGUUUCAUGUUGUGGACGUUGCCGGUGUACGAGCCUCGUCGUAGGCGUCAACAAUCUGCACUUUAGUAUUGUCCGUGUGGUGUUGGUGGGUAGUUUGUGAGGGGGGGUGGGGGGGGGGCAGUCCGCAGGACGACGUGUCAUGGCAACUAGUCAGGAACAAAGAGAGGUGGCUAAUCUCUUCGAUGGGAGCUGCAGUCGCGUCAAAUCAAACGCAGUGUGGUACGUCACUGAGUGGCCCGACCUCUGACCCCCCCCCCCCCCCCCCCCCUUUAGACCCGAGGGUUCGCUGUGCAGGAAGUGAUCGUAUCAUGUGAACCUCUCCUUGAUCCCGUUUUAGAGUGUUUCUGCCUUAUUUACCGACUGGUCUCGUGUCCGCAGUGAAUACUGGGAGGAGCAUUGGUUGCGAGGAGGAGGAGUCUCCAGUUAAUCUGUUGGUAGCAGCGGCCGGUGGUUUUAGUGGUUUUUUGGCGUGCACGUGGUCAGGAGGUUGCAUUUCCUCAUCUGUCUUUCUUGUGUGUGUGUGUGUGUGUGUGUGGACACUGGGCAGGACCAGUGACAUUUUAGCGUGGCUUGAGCCAAAGAUCUUUGAAGACACACCCAAGUGUUUCACUCUCACCUCCUGCAAUAUUAUAGAAGUCAUCUUAGCGCAUGUGCUAUCCAGCUUGUUAUCUAUCUAUGAUAUGGACUUUAUUCCAUAUAUAUAUAUGUAUCUUUACACCGUCAUACUAGAUAACAAAAACGCCCUUCAUAUACAGAAUGCAUAAGUACAGCUACUUGCUUUAGGACCGGUAAGGUUUGUUUCAGGCGACAUACAACCUGAGACGUAUCAAAAUGACUGCAGAAUUUGACGCAGCCCGACAUCAUUCUUUCUCCUUUGGGCGGCGUCUUGCUGUGAUUUAAAGCACAAGUGGAUCGCAUGCGAUACAUCCUCUAAGCAUGGGCCCCUUUUUACCCAGACUAGUACCAAUGGGUUAGGUAAGAUGAUGCUACCCUGCUUACUAACAUGUGUAGGUCCUUAAAAUCUUUACUAACAGCUGAUCAAAUAUUGAUUCUUUACGGAAAAUAAACAUACAUUAAGAAACUGUCAUUAGUGCAAAUGGUGACAUGAGUGAGAUGUUAAAUCAAAGGGAACGUUACAGUGUGGAUGAGGUCUGCUUAACGGCAGCAGGUGAUUUUGUGUAUUGAUCCUGUUGUAAUAGUUGAUCCCUGUAUGAGUUGGAUUUGCUGUGUCGUCUUUUUUCCUCAGAAGAGAAAAAAGAUUUAGGUAAGUUAGUCUGUGGAUUUCUUGUCUUAUUGUUUUCAUCUGCAGGGAUUGGGGAGGUCGUCUGGGACUUUGUUCGGCAUUUUAGCAAAAGCACCUUUUUGCUUUCUCGCUAAAUAUUCAUAUUAAAAAAUGAUUGAUACAAUUAUCUGUCAAAUGGGAAAAUGGUAAAUGGGAUGAAGCUUGGCAUACAGACUGGAUGGAUUCUGGCUCCUCUGAGUAACUAAGUGUUUUAUCUUGUUUGUUUAAUUCAUAAAAAAAACUAUGGUGGUGAAAGUCUAUUUUCAUUUCCCCCAUUAAAACAGCAAAUUAAAGUUCUGGUGCAGAAGAAACAAACGAGCUGCACCGUGUGCAGUGGAGAGCUUCAGAGGUGCUUCAGGCAGACUGAGCACAGAGUAAUGCUAGCUGUUUUCCGUGUAAAACUGCGCGUUGUCAAUCUUUUUAAUCUCUUAGCGAAGAAAGCAAAUAGAUUUUCCUAAAUAUGUCAAAGUUGCCCUUUGAAUGGGAUUGCUGUGCGUUUUGUUUAAUCAUCGGUUAUUUCACACUUUGCCGACCUGCCCAACAAAGAUCUUUAUGGUGUUAAAAGGUUUCUGCACAUUGUAGAAAUAACUCAAUGUAUUAAGUCAUGCUUUGAGAGAUCCCACUUGCUGUUCUAACGUUGUAAUAACUAGUUCAGAAAUGAAAACAGACCCACAGGUGGAUAGAGCUUAUUUUACAGAAGGUUCUAGGUUAUACAGAGAAUAUAUUUUUACGUUUUAGCCUUUAUUGCAGUUAAAAGAAGUCUUGAUUUUUUUCAUCAUGCUGCAUUUUUCCUAUCAGUGUUUGUAUCGAUUUUAAGACCGGCAAAAAGAAGCAAUUUCUUUGUGUUGUGUUUGCAUUUAUGAGAAAUGCUCUGAAGUGAAUGCAACGGUUCUGAAGAAGAUGUAGGUAGUCUUUCCUGUACAUAGUUUACCUUUGUAUAUAUUUUUUGGUUGUGAUCACCUCUGCCUUUUCUUUUAGUUUUCUUGCAGGCGUUGCUAUCUGCACUGUGCUUGGAUUUAGACUGGAUGUACAGCUUUGAUCUUCAAUGAUAAAAUAAGAAUGGUAAACUAA